AUGUUGGGUCAUCUCUUAGACGAAGUGGUCGAUUCCAUUGAUAAAAAUUCAAACUCCGACUCCGUGAGCAUUUGGGAUACCCCCGGGUACAUUGAAUGUUUCAUGCGAUUGAAUCCGACUGAGCAAAAUAUGCCAGAUUUGAUCGAAACAGUUUGGGAAUCAGUUGAAGUGUAUAAGAAUGAAUACGUUCUGUGGAUGGAAAGGGAUGUAAAAAGAAGAGUCCGAGGAGAAGGAUACUGGAGCGGAGAAUGGGGAGGAUAUUGA
Caenorhabditis briggsae is the source of this 264-nucleotide messenger RNA. Lineage: Eukaryota; Metazoa; Nematoda; Chromadorea; Rhabditida; Rhabditidae. The transcript is spliced from 2 exons. The coding region runs from base 1 to 264 and encodes 87 amino acids. The record is from RefSeq and is a predicted model, not a curated record.